AGGAGGGACCGCCAUGCGGAAGUGCGAGACGGUGCUGGCCUUAUCGAAUCUGGGUGCGAUGUUGCGAUCGGCGUCGUCCUCGAGGACUACGAUGCACGUGGAGCCUCUCAAGCCCGUGAACAGGCUCCGCGUGCCGCCGCAGUCGCCGCUCGGGGGCUCCACCAGUCGCAUGUGCUCCCGCUGCAGCAGCCUGCUGUCGAUGGCGUCCUCGUCGAGGUACUCGCUCAACACCACCGGCGGCUUCGUGCAGUGCGGCACCACCCCGCCGGGCGAGACGCAAACGCUGCUGUGCAAGCUGUGCCUCGUCGAAGUGCCCGUCGUGUCUACCUGCGAAAUUCUGCAGUGCGGAUGCUGCUUCUGCAAAGACUGCAUGAAAAGCUACAUUGAGUUUGAAAUACAGGAAGGAGCUUAUGAUAUUUCCUGCCCUGAUGCACAGUGUGACAAGCAAGGUGUGAUCUCUAUGUCUGAAAUUGAAAAUCUAGUCAGUGUGGAGUUGGUGGAAAAACACAGAAAAUUCCGUCUUAACCGAGAAGUCGACCUGGAUGUGAACCGAACUUGGUGCCCUCGAGCAGGCUGUGAAACAGUGUGUUCUGUAUGCCCUACAGAACGAUGUCAACCUCAGAGUGUCCACUGCCCAACCUGCACAUCAGAUUUCUGUUCAAACUGUAAAAAUCCUUGGCAUCCUGGAUUAACAUGUGAAGAAAAUUCUCAGCGUUUGGCCAAAGAGGGAAUGCCAGAUAAUAUGGAGCCCGGAAUACCAUUUGACUCUGACCUCAUUAAGUGUUGUCCCAUGUGCAAUGUUCCUAUUGAAAAAGAUGAAGGCUGUGCACAAAUGAUGUGCAAGCGUUGUAAACAUGUUUUUUGUUGGUACUGCCUAGCAUCUCUUGAUGAUGACUUCCUACUGCGUCAUUACGACAAAGGCCCUUGCAAGAAUAAAUUGGGUCAUUCUCGGGCUUCUGUUAUAUGGCAUCGAACUCAAGUUAUUGGUAUCUUUGCGGGAUUUGGCAUUCUGCUGCUGGUGGCAUCUCCUCUACUCCUGCUGGCUGCCCCAUGCAUUGUGUGCUGCAAAUGCAGAAUUUGUAGUGGUGGCAGUAAAUUGGACAGUGAGGAUGAAAUGCCUGAAGAGUCAGCUUCUUGAAUAGACAUACUAUUAUAACAUAUUCCCGGAUGAGAGAAAUUAUUUUUGAAACAAAAUGUGUACACUUCUACUUAAAUGUUUACUAUUGACCUUUAAUAAUAUUUGCUAUAUUUAUAGAUUUUGACAAAUUCCCUGCCAUUUCACAUGUCAUAUAAGCUUUACCCAAAAAGGUUUUCUGUUAAUGAAUGGAAAAAAAAAUCGUUUUGAACAGUACAUUCUAUCAACUUGCCACCAUGAUUAAUUUUGUCUGUAGCAUUGAUCAAAAUUCACCUUUAAAAAAACUUUUUAAAAUCCUAAUCCUGGUAUGAACUCAUUCACAAACAAAUUGGUCCCAUUCAUAACAUCUCUUGAUUAGUGAAUGAAACAUUUUAAUAGAAAUUACAAAGUUGCUACCUCAUAAACUCAUUUGAGUAGAUAUGAAUUUUAUCGCCUUAGAAAUAAAAGACAAUUGAGAAAUUGAGGUUAAAUUAAAUUUAAGGGAGAGAAAAAGAGACACUUUCUUUAUGUUACAUAAUUAAAUAGAUUCAGGGAAAACCUAUUUUUUUACUAGCAAUUUUACAUUGAGUGGCACUUGGUGACAAUGAAGUAAAAUUUUUCCUCAAAAUUUUAAUGGAGUUGAAUAUUAAUACUGUAUUUGUGCUGGAUGUAAUGAACAUUGGAUUCCUGUUGUCGAGUGGCAGUAAUUCAGACCAAACAAGUAGGAUUCAUUAACAGCAAAAGAAACGAGUGAUUAGGGUGUAUGAAAUUUGUUUUGUAGAUUUUUGUUUCAAGGCUGAGGAAGAACAUCUGACAAAUUAUGAAAACAGAAAAUAAUUGCAUUUGGUUUCUCGUAUUGUGUACAUUUUGUUAGAAACUUUCUCUGAGAUGUAUGUUGAGUAAAAUUAAAAGUAUGUGUCUUAAUAUUGAAGAAUUUGAAGACAGGAGGUAUGAUGGCUGAAUUUAACUUCAUGCAAAUGCUAUGGAGAGUAAGAGGACACUUACUAAGAACUGCUGAUUAAUUUACUUUUGCAAUUCAGCAAACUGUGUUUGGUAUUGAGUUCAGUUUUUUGCUCAUAUUGCAGAAUUUGAUGGGUACCACAUGUUCCAUUUCAUUCACAAUUAUAUUUAUUUUGCAAUUGGAGAGAUUGAUCUCAAAAGAUUGCUGAGAGAUAAACUUACUUAAACCAUUGUACUUGGUACCUCAUAAUCCCUAAUACUUUUCAUUGUGAUCUCCGAGUUAACAUAUUUCUGAACUGUUAAACAAUUGCAUUUGUUGGCAGUUUCAAUGAAGAUAUCCUUUGAUCAGUAUGCACGAAUGUAUUUUGUAAAAAUUGACACAAUUAGUUUUUUUGUAAUUAAAUAUAAGUAAUGUAAUUUUGUUUCAUUAUGUUAAGUGAAUCUUUUCAUGGAUUUAUUCAGUGUAACAGUUCUAGGGUACGAUUAUUUUUGCUUUGUGAUAAUGAAAAUUCUGUAUUUGGAUAAACUUGAAUUAUUCAUUACUUGCAAGGCUGACCAUAAAUAUUUGAAAUAAAGAUGUUCAUUAAAAUCCAUGAAAUAGAUAAUCAGAAUUUAUGAUUACUUCAAUGGUUUGAUGUGAUGAUGGGUGCAAAGUGUUAACUUUUGCUUUAUAAUAUUAUAUUUUUUCAUUCUCAUUGUAUAUUUUUAAAUACAGUGUCAAUUAGAACCAUGCCAAUAAUAAUGCAUGUUUUAUUUCAACAUAACAUAAUUAAAUCUUAUUCAUUACAGAAAUUCAACAUAAAUAUUUCUCAUGUAUACACAAAUUGUCAAUUAAAAAGUUGGAUUUUCUCAUU
Molecule: messenger RNA, 2928 nt
Organism: Gryllus bimaculatus (two-spotted cricket)
Lineage: Eukaryota; Metazoa; Arthropoda; Insecta; Orthoptera; Gryllidae
Source: the annotation of a GenBank genome assembly